This is a messenger RNA of Dendrobium catenatum, 1590 nucleotides long. RefSeq names its product transcription factor TCP7. Lineage: Eukaryota; Viridiplantae; Streptophyta; Magnoliopsida; Asparagales; Orchidaceae. The record is from RefSeq and is a predicted model, not a curated record. The coding region runs from base 109 to 924 and encodes 271 amino acids. Gene Ontology annotation, molecular function: sequence-specific DNA binding; DNA-binding transcription factor activity. Gene Ontology annotation, cellular component: nucleus. The transcript has a single exon.
UCCUGCCGCUCAAUCAUUAGGGCCUCUUUCUUUCUCUCUCUCCCUCUCUCUUUCUUUUCAUCUCUCUUACUUCUUUGUCAGCCAAAAGAAAAAUCCUAUAGUAGUGCGAUGCCGGCGGCGGCGGAAGGCGGAGCGAGCGGCGGAGGAACAGGCCAAGCGUCGACGGUGGCGGUGAACGGUGGGAGCGGGAACGGAGCGGCGACGGGAGCUUUGGUGGUGAAGAAAGCGCCGUCGAAGGAUCGGCACAGCAAGGUGGACGGCCGCGGAAGAAGGAUCCGGAUGCCGAUCAUAUGCGCGGCGCGCGUGUUUCAGCUAACGCGCGAGCUAGGUCACAAGUCUGAUGGACAGACUAUCGAGUGGUUACUGCGGCAGGCUGAGCCUUCUAUCAUCGCUGCUACUGGCACCGGAACCACACCAGCCUCUUUUACCACUGCGUCCACUUCGCUGCGCUCCUCUACUUCUGCUCCGAUCGAAAACAAAUCCGGCGCCUCCUCCGUCACCGCCGUCUCCUCCUUUCCCGGGACCCAUCUUCUAACCCAACCGCUCGCCCCUGCUCCCUUCAUCCUCGGGAAACGCAUCCGCUCCGACGACGAUUCCGAUGGAAGCGCCGGAAAGGAUAACGGUUGCAGUGGGGCCGGCAUCGCCGCCAUGGCCCAAACUUUGGGUCCCGCAGGAGGGUUCUGGGCCGUCCCUGCCCGGUCAGAUUUUGGCCAGGUGUGGAGCUUCGCGGCGCCUGAGAUGGUCAUGCCGCAACCCGCGUUCUCCGGUAGGUUCGCCGCAGCUGUUCAGUCAGUGGGGGAGGCAUCCGCGGCUAGGGUUGGGAACUACCUUCCCAUCGCGCAGGGUCACCUCAACUUACUCGCCUCUUUGUCAGGUUCACCGGCCGCAGGCGCGGCCGGGAGGAGAGAGGACGAGCCUCGCUGAUUUCUUACCUUCUCUAUUUUCUUAGCCUGAUCGAUUUCUGGAAGUCGGCAAGUUAGGGUUUGUGAAUUUGAAUGUCGACAUAGCUAAGUUUUUACUGCUCUCUUUCCGCCCAGCUAGCUCUGAUCUGUUAAGUUGGUUUUCUUCCAUUGGCUCCUCGAUUCCCUCUCUUUCCUCCUUUCUUUUCCAUCUUCUUCUCGUAUCAAACGAUUGAACACUAAUGAUGAUGCAGAAGAAAAUGUGAGAAUUUUAACAUUGUUACGGCUUCUCAAAUCUGAACUGAAUCUAUCUCAGUCAUGGAGAACAAGCAAAUCAAGAUCAACUAUAAAUUUCUGUUUCAUCAAUCAAUCUCUGAUCUUGCCAACAUAAAUUUUGCGUUGAAAGAAAGACGAGUUGGCGACUUCAGAUUUGGGAUUCUCCCCUGAAAUCCGUUCAAUUCACCAUUUUAGCUUUGCUUGUUAAUGUACUGAAUUGAGAGCGAUGGAGGAUUUGGUUGUAACAGAUCGAUACGUCUAUUCAAAUCUUCCUUCCAGUUCUUGGGUUUUAUCUGUAUUCGACUCGUUGCUGGAUUUAUCAACGAGCUAAUAAUAGGGUUAUAUAUGUAUUUCAGGAUUUUUCGGUUUAGUGAGUGCAAAAUAAAAUUAUUAUGUAUUUUCUUUGCUGCAGUAA